AUGAACGAGACCCCAAAAAACAAAGAAAUUCCUAAAUAGAGAGAAAAUAAUAUUUUAAUUGAUAAGUUAAAAGCAAUAUAAAGCGGAGACUCCUUUAAAUACAAGAAAGGAAUAGUAACUUCAAAAAGUAGAUUUACAAGCUGUGUAAUUAAAAGUGGAGGGCUUGAUUAUAAAUAAAUUAUAUAAGAAAAUACUCCUUCAUUUUAACACUAAUAAUAAUUUUAAGCUUCCACUUUUGAAUAGUUAUAAGGUUAUAAAGAGCUCAAAUGGGAAUUUCGAGAUCAACAUGAUUAAGAGACACCUCAUAUUAAUUUACAAAUUUAUGCUGAUGAAUUCGCUUCUUCUACUUUUUAAAUGAUUCUUUGGGCUAAUCAAAAUCCUGAAAUUGAAUAAACAAUAAAAGAUUAAAGUCAUGGAUAUGUAUAAAUGAUAAAGUUCUUAUCAGAAGACGUAGGUAUUAAAAUAGAAUAGGAAUAAUUUAUAAUCUGUGAAAUUAAUAUUAAUAAAAGUAAAUUAUGGAAUUAAGGAUGCUAAGUAGGCAUUUGGAAAGGCGAAUUUAUUGUUUCUCAUUAGCCUUUUUUGAAAUAAUUAAUUGCAGGAGUAAGAACUGAGGAAGGAAUAGUAAAAGCAAGUUCCUUAUAUAUAAAAAAGUAGAAUUUAAAUUAAAAAACAACUCUUCCAAGAGAAGUAAAUUAUUACUUAUUUUUUGAUUUUAUUUUUUCGUUUAUUUUUUUUAAGUUUAAAAACUUAAUGAAUAAAAAAAUAGCACUGGAAGAAUCUGUUUUUAAACUUUAUGAUACCAAUUUAACUUAUAGAGAUAGAUAAAAUAUUAAUAAUGAUAUUAGAAUGCAUUUGAGUAGAAUUAUUGAAUGUUUACAUAUUCACACUUUAUAGGGUAGUUAAUACCUUUAUAGUAAUGAAGAAGAGCUUAUAAGGGUUUAGGAUCUUUUAAUUAAUUUGGCAUAACAUUUACUUGAAUAUGCAGAUUAAGUAGAUGAAUCUUUAAGAGAACUUUAUUAUGAAGCGCUAAUUUUGAUAAAUAAUAGGGAAGAACUGGACUUAAGUUAUAUUGGCUUUUAACAAGAAUAAAUGGAAUAAUAUAUCAAAUCAGGAAAGACAUUACCUAAUGUAAAAAAUUUGGAAGUUUAAGCAAUAGAAAAAUAACCUUUGUUAAAAAAAAUAAAGAUUUGUUUAACUUAUGAAAGCUAUUUAAUAGAAACAUUAGAAAAUGUACUUAUUAAAUUAGAUUAAAAAGGUGGGAAUGAAAAAGAAAGGUAAUUUAUUGAAAAUUUCUGUGCUUUAGCUUUCUUUAGAAUUCCUUAAUUUAAAAAAAAAUUUCUUGAAUGCCUUGAAAAUGAAUAAGGAAAAGAAAAAAAUCCAUAAAUUGAUGAAUGGUUUGAUAAUAUUUCUAGUAUUAAUUUGAAUGGUAAAACUAGUUUCUUAGCCAGUCUUUUUUCUUGGGAAUAAAACUAUUAUUAAUAUUUAGAAAGUUAAACUAAACAUAAAGAACAUCAAGAUAAAUUAAUACAAGUACUUGAAAAUAAAAAUUGGUAAAAAAGAAUUUAUAAAGCAGGAGUUGCCUAUUUUAGUUUCCUAGCUGAAUGGUGUAGGUAUAUUAAUAAAUAAUUUGCUAAUAAAGAUUAAAUUCUUUGGUAUAUAAUUCCCGGUUAUUAUAAUUUAGUUAAAGUUUUCUUAAUUAAAAUGCGGAAAAUUGAAACCAAACUUUUCCCUGAAAAUUUAAAAGAUACAUCACUGAUUUUACUUUAUAAUGAAUAAAAUUUAAACAUUUAUAUUACUAUUAUGUAUAAUAAAACAAAUGCUUACGAUGGUAUUAAUGUUUUUUAUUCUUUUGAUUUAAUAAAAUAAUGGUUUCAAACAAUAAAAGAAAACGGAAAGAAAAUUCCUACGAAUUUCGAUUAUGAUUUCUUUUUUAAAGGUAUAAAGAUUACUUUGUAAGGAGAAAACUUUGUUUGUAUUUCUAAAGUUUUAUAACUUUUAUAUUAUUGCUAUGAACUUUUACCUUGGUUAUAAAAAAGGCAAUUAUAAAAAAUCAUUUUCACAAAUAUGUUCUUUAAAUUAUUUAUGCACUGGUCUAGAAAUGUUAGAUAUUUAUUCCAUUGCUUUUUAAUUUAUAAAAUUUACCAUAUACAUCAUACAUAUAGAGGAAAUAACAAACUUUUAAGACAAAAUACAUAUUCUAGUAAAAAAAAAUACUAAUAAAAUAAAACAUAUUAACAAAAAAUAAAAUAGAAUGAAUACAUAUAUGAAGAUUAUUAAAGAAUGAUAGCAAUAUUAGAAGAAGCUAAAAGAAGAAUAAUUAAAUUUUAAAAACAAAACGAAAUACAAAAGUUAAUAAUGCAGAAACCAAAAAUAUCAAAACUUAAAUUAAUACAUAAAAAGCGAAAAUAAUAAAAACUAAAACAAAGUUUUUUAUAAGCAGAAAGUUUAGAAGAUAAUAAUUAGCUGUUAGAAUCUUUAAAUUUAUCAAUAAUAUCAAGAUAAUAAUCAAUAGCAUCAUUAAAUUAUGUAAAUAAAAUGGAAUCCUAAAUGCAAGCAUCAAAUAAAGAAAUAAACUUGGAUUAAAUUUAGAAAGAAGAAAAUAAUUUUUUAAAUUAGUCAGAAAGCGAUAUAAAAAGUAUUUCGAGUAUCGAGAGUAUAUUGAAUGAAAUAAAUGAUAAUUUAGAUGAAAAAGAAUAAAAUAAAAAAAAAAAUAUAGUAAAGAAAAGAUAAAAAUAGAGAAGAAAAUCUGAAUUCUUUAAAAAAGAAAUAAAUAUAAAAAGCAUAAGAAAAAUCCACGUACCUGGACAAAACUAAAAUAAUAAAGGGAUAAAAAUAUACAGAAGAUAUAAGGAUGAAAAUGAAGGUUAAGAGAAGUUAAGAAUCCCAAAAAGUUGUUUGAAAUAUCUUAUUGAAUCUUGGGAAGAUUUUGAUGAAAUUAGAAAAAAAUAUAAUUAAUGGAUUGGUGAAUGGCUUGAUAUUUAUUAAAAAGAUGAAAAUUUAAAUGAUGACGAGAUCAUUUAAAAAAUUAUUAAUUUAAAUACUCCUGAUAUGCAUGUCACUGUUCCUUAAGAUGAAUCAGAUUUUUAAAAUGAAUUUAAAAUUAAUUUUGAUAAUGAGUGGUGA
Messenger RNA from Ichthyophthirius multifiliis, 3123 nucleotides. RefSeq lists its product as hypothetical. The record is from RefSeq and is a predicted model, not a curated record. NCBI's taxonomy places the organism in Eukaryota, Ciliophora, Oligohymenophorea, Hymenostomatida. The transcript has 8 exons.